Trichoderma asperellum CBS 433.97 is the source of this 1053-nucleotide messenger RNA. RefSeq lists its product as uncharacterized. The record is from RefSeq and is a predicted model, not a curated record. Lineage: Eukaryota; Fungi; Ascomycota; Sordariomycetes; Hypocreales; Hypocreaceae.
AUGGCGAGAAAACUGCCAUGGAAAAGGACAUCCGAGUCCUCCACAAGCAAUACGGCAGGAAGAACAGCAGCUCAAAGCCCCAGGGAGCAUCCUUCAGGCUUAAGAUCGACGGCGCAAGAUGACAGCCGUGAUAUCUUGCGAACGCCAGUGUCGCGUAGAUACCAGCGCGUUUUGGAUUCAGAUCCUAUCCGAAGUCCGUCUACUUCGCCUCCUCCAGAGCGGCCUCAUGAAGAAUUCAUGAUUCCAGGGCCACUCAAUGAUGAUAAGUACAGGAUGGUCGAUGAUGAGUUUCUGCACAUCGCUCAGCGCUUCACGGCGCAUCUCCAUCGUGCAGAGUACGAUCGCCUCAAAGCACUAGCCAAGGCUCAAAAUGCGGCUACCAUUCGCGAGAUUGAGCGGCCAGUCGUGGUAGACGCAGUGCCAACUAUGAGAGCAAGGCAGAGAAGCGAUUUGGCUCAGCGGGACAUGAAGCAGCGUAAGACACUGGAGGGUGACGGAGAAGCAAGGGACGAUGAGAGUGUGCUGCCGUCUCUGGCGAGAACAAAUCUGCGGGGCUUGAUGGAGGCACCGAGGCGGGAGGGCAGGAUUAUUAUGCCUUCUGCAAGUGCUUCAUCGUCAUCGAGUAGGACGAGAGCGGCUGCGGGCUAUUCGAGCAAAUCCUCGCCACAGCGGGAUCAUCGAAGCCGUGCGAGAUCACCGCCAACAUCAAUGCCAUCGUCCUCCAAAAGGAUCAAGUUUGAACCGCCCUCUCAUAUACGCCCAAGUACGACGUCGCGCAGAACCGUUUUACCAAAUCCCCAUACAAGCCCUCAGGCCACAUCCUCAUCCUCUACAGGAACGGCUCACAAAAAGAUUCCUCACUCAGAUCGUAAAAAUGAUGAUCGUCAAUCUAUUGACGGUCUUGACGAGUUGGAUGAUGAUCUUUUUGGGCUGCACAAGCGCAUGAUGAAUAGAAAAAAGUCAAGAGAACAGUUCAAACGACCAGAGGUCAAACAAGAAGCCAAACAAGAACCAAAGACGAUUGAUUUGGGCUCCAUACCGUCCUUCUUAUAA